GGACAGUGACGCCAUCAGAGGGCGUCCGAAGAGGGACGGGACGCAUUUUGGGGAUGUUGGAGUCGCUGUUGGCUCUUGAUGGCCUGGUGCUGCUUCGGGACUCCGUGGAGUGGGAGGGGCGUAGUCUCUUGAAGGCGCUCGUCAAGAAAUCGGCGUUGCGUGGGGAGCAAGUCCACGUCCUGGGCUGUGAAGUCAGCGAAGAAGAGUUUCGUGAAGGUUUUGACUCCAGUAUCAACAGCCGAUUGGUUUACCAUGAUCUCUUUAGAGACCCUCUCAGCUGGUCAAAACCUGGGAAAGCCCUUCCUGGCGGGCCCCUGGAAGCCUUGAGGGCCCUGGACAAGAGGACAGGUUCUGGCCCUGCCACCAUUGCUCUUGAUUCCCUCAGCUGGUUGCUGCAUCACCUUCCCUGCCCCACACUCUGCCAGACCCUGCAUGCGCUGAGCCGUCAGGACUCCUGCCCUGGUGAUAGCCCCCCACGUGAGCAAGUGCGUGUGCUGGGCCUGCUGCAUGAAGAGCUUCACGGCCCAGGCCCUUUGGGAGCAUUGAGCAGCCUUGCUCAGACCGAGGUAACCCUGAGCGGUACGAUGGGCCAGGCAUCGGCUCACAUCCUCUAUCAGAGGCCAAGACAGCGCCCCACCCACCAGACUCAGUGGUUCUCCAUCCUUCCUGACUUCAGCUUGGAGCUCCAAGCAGAGCCGCCACUGGAAUCCCGGCCCCGCUCAGAUCCUCAUACUCCCUCGGUGGACCCCACUACUCAUUUGACUUUUAACCUUCAUCUGUCCAAGGAGGAGAGAGAAGCCAAAGAUAGCCUGACUCUGCCCUUCCAGUUCAGCUCGGAAAAACAGCAGGCUCUACUGCGCCCUGGGCUGGGCCAGGCUACCAGCCACAUCUUCUAUGAGCCAGAUGCUUAUGAUGACCUGGAUCAAGAAGACCCAGACGAUGAUCUAGAUGUUUGACUGUCUAGGAGAUUUGACUAGACUGCAGUUGGAGGGGAAGAGGAAGACUGGGGGCCCGUAACCGUCCUUCAGUUGUGUGUGUUGGCCUUAACCUUUCUCUGUUCCAUCUUUGUUUCUUGUUUCCAUGGAGGCCCUGCCCUGUGACCCAUGAGCCAGGGAACAGCUCCAGUGAGAAGAAAGUGGGCUGGAGGCAUAAGAGAAAGUGACAGAUAAGAACACCACCUCCCCCCAAGCCUAAUAAAAUCUUUUAUUUUUUUAUUAAAAGCAAAA
Messenger RNA from Cervus elaphus (red deer), 1226 nucleotides. RefSeq names its product elongator acetyltransferase complex subunit 5 (gene ELP5). The transcript has 8 exons. Gene Ontology annotation, molecular function: tRNA binding. Gene Ontology annotation, biological process: tRNA wobble uridine modification. Gene Ontology annotation, cellular component: nucleus; cytosol; elongator holoenzyme complex. Lineage: Eukaryota; Metazoa; Chordata; Mammalia; Artiodactyla; Cervidae. The record is from RefSeq and is a predicted model, not a curated record. Bases 54 to 956 code for a protein of 300 amino acids.